AUGCUCGAGUAUUCAACGGAAACAAGUGCUUCAACGUCACGUCAUCAAUAUUCACGUGAAACCGUAGGACAAGAUUCCAUGUUGCACAAUGCUUAUAAUAUCGAAAACGUUGAUGAGUUUGAUCGUCCGGAAAUAAGCCAAAAUGAUUUAAGUUAUGAUAACGAAUACUAUGACAGGCAAUAUUAUAAUCAAACCGGACAAUCGGAUGAUUAUUUCCAUCCCAGUACAUCCGGUGAGCAAUACCAAAGCGAUGAAUAUUAUAACGGUAAUGAAUUGAGGUGA
Messenger RNA from Acanthocheilonema viteae, 282 nucleotides. The record is from the annotation of a GenBank genome assembly. Lineage: Eukaryota; Metazoa; Nematoda; Chromadorea; Rhabditida; Onchocercidae.